CCCAAGAGAACUCCUAGAAGCAAACGGCCAACAGCCAUACAGGUGCCUGCUGCCAACAACCAUACAGGCGUCAGCUCGGCCGCCAUCGCAGCAGGAAGUGGCUUUAACCAGGUCAGGCAUGCCGCGAGUUCGGCCAAGGCCUCGUCCAGUGCCUCGUCGCAGGAUGACCACCACUGUCAUCGCGCACCGUUCUCCAGAUCUGCAAAGUGGUGAAUGACUCGUCCCACGACGGGUACCGCUGGAGGCGCGAGUUGGCCGCUUGCAAGAAGAUCCCCACGCCGCAGUGCGGCAUCUCCGAGGCGGUGCCCAGCCCUGCGACCGAUUGCGGCGCGCCGGUGCAGAACGUGUUUUCCGAGCGCGGGGCGUCCUAUUGUCGACCACGUGGUGGGCUUGCAGCAGACCUCAUGUGUGGAGUUCGCAUGUCGGCCCGCCAGCUGAUCCCGCUGCUGUCGUUCCAUGCGUCUUGUUGGUACACGAUCACCGAGGUCAUGGUUUCCAACGCCCUGUGGCUGCGCGACAUCGAGUUCCUGAAGGCUCCCUUCGCCUUGUGGGCGAAGAUCAUUGCGUUCGCUGCGUCGCACAAGAAGGAACAGCAGGCGCCCGCGCUGGCGAGGGUCACGGGCGCCCAGGGCUCGGAUGUCUUUACCCACGCUGGCGUCGAGCCGCUUUCAACGAUAACUGCUCGAGUUGUGGCGGUCAACGUUCGCCAGUUGUGGGCUCGCGUUGAGUCCAACAGGCUUGGAGCCGAUGUGGACGAUUCGGCGGUCGACCAGAUCACGAAACACUGCAUCGAUCGGGCUUCCGAAGAGUUGGCGGCUGCGCUGCGACAAGUCGGAGGGGACGCCGAUGACACCGAGCAGGACGACGGCAUGUCUGAUUGAGCGGACCCCUUUUCAGAUCGUCCAUCGUGUUUUCCGUUCGAGGCACGACCGCCGCCCACAGUGCCCAAAAAAGAGAGCACAUGAACGAGUGGAAACGCAGUGGCGAGUAAGUUAGAG
Messenger RNA from Prorocentrum cordatum, 998 nucleotides. Lineage: Eukaryota; Dinophyceae; Prorocentrales; Prorocentraceae. The record is from the annotation of a GenBank genome assembly.